AUGUGCGAUGCAAAGGAUUUCUACAAGGAUGCAGUCAUUUUUGUCACAGGCGCCACUGGCUUUGUGGGCAAAACUUUGCUGGAAAAGUUGCUUUGGAGCUUUCCCCAAAUCGCACGCAUUUAUAUGCUGAUACGUGAAAAGAGUGGUCGUACGGUGGCGCAACGUUGUCAGGAUUUUGUACAACAUAAAAUCUUCGAACGCUUGCGUACGCAUUUUCCGGAGCGUCUAGAGAAACUGGUCUAUCUCAAGGGUAAUAUUGAGUGUGAUGAUUUCGGCUUGUGCCCCACUGAUCGCACUCAGCUUUGUGCGCAUGUGCAGAUUAUUUUUCACAGCGCUGCUACAGUUCGCUUCAAUGAACGUUUAAAAGUAGCCGCCCGCGUUAAUGCCAUCGGCACUUGGCAUCUUUUGGAGCUGUGCAAGGAAAUGCCAAAGUUGAAGAGUUUUGUCUAUGUUUCAACAGCAUACUGUAAUCCUGGUAGAAAAUUUGUCGAUGAGCUGAUAUACCCCACACUGCCGCCUGUCAAUUGGAAAAUGUUCGUUGAUUGCACCAAUAAAAUACCGGAUGCCUACUUCAAUAGUUUGGCUAAUUAUAUAAAAGGUCCCCAUCCGAAUACCUACACCUUUACCAAAUCGAUAGCCGAGCAAAUUGUGAAUGAAUACAAACACUGCAUACCAAUUGUCAUCGUACGACCAUCGAUUGUGACAGCAGCACAUCGUGAACCCUAUCCUGGUUGGAUCGACAACAUACAAGGCAUCACUGGCAUAAUGAUGGAAAUCGGAAAGGGUACAAUUAGCAGCAUAUUGGGUGACAAAGAUAUCAUUUGCGAUAUAAUACCAGUCGACUUUGUGGUGAACUCACUGUUAUUGAUGGCACAGAAAGCAACACUGGGAAGAGUUUACAUAGCUAAUGCAACAUCGGGUGUCACAAAUCCCAUCACUUGGGCGCGUCUGGGUUGUCUGACACUGAAAUGGUCGCGCAUUUAUCCAACUAAACGUAUAAUGAUGUAUCCGAAUUUUAAAUAUCGAAAAAGUUUUCUGCUGCAUGAAAUUGCCGUAAUUUUGCUGCAUUACGUGCCAGCGCUGUUAAUGGAUUUGCUGACACUUUUAAGACAGAAACGAAAAUUUGUGCUGCCAAUUGCGAAAAAAUUUCGACAAGCUUGUCUAGCAGGUCGCACGUUCUCGCUAAAUGAAUGGAUUUUCAAAAAUCGUAGUCGUUACUAUUUUGAGGAAUUGCUACAAAAUAAGGCUUUGCAUCAACUCUCUUGGAACUUGGAAGCACUGGACUAUGACAGUUAUAUAAGAGAAUUUGUUAUUGGCAUACAAAAGUAUCUGCAUCACGAGCAAUUUCAUGAGAGUGCCAGUAGAUGGAGAAUCACGCGCCUCUAUUGGAUCUGGACAUUUCUGCACGUCUUUGUACCACUCCUGACUGUAUAUUGCUUGCUAUAAAGUAAUCCUAACAAUGUUGGCGAGA
This is a messenger RNA of Rhagoletis pomonella (apple maggot), 1471 nucleotides long. Its product is annotated as putative fatty acyl-CoA reductase CG5065. Gene Ontology annotation, biological process: long-chain fatty-acyl-CoA metabolic process. Gene Ontology annotation, cellular component: peroxisome. NCBI's taxonomy places the organism in Eukaryota, Metazoa, Arthropoda, Insecta, Diptera, Tephritidae. The transcript is spliced from 8 exons. Gene Ontology annotation, molecular function: alcohol-forming very long-chain fatty acyl-CoA reductase (NADP+) activity. Bases 1 to 1446 code for a protein of 481 amino acids. The record is from RefSeq and is a predicted model, not a curated record.